CUGAUGCUGGGGUGGGAGGUCAUUACAGUGGGUUAUGCGCAUGCGCACACGGGCAUAAAACAUCGGUCACAUCUUUUGUUGGUAGAUAUUCAAACAACGAGCUCAGCCAGAGAAAUACGCAGCGGUCCCCCACACCAUGACAUCACGCGUUGGUCUCAGAGCUGCUGGUACCGAUGGAAGUGAUUUCAGACAAAGAGAGAGGGUGGCCCCAAAAUACCAAAUGUGUGCUGCCUUGAAGUCAGAGGUGCGUAAGUUAAACCUUGUCCACCUUCUCCUCUGGCUGCUGGUGGCAGCACAGGUGACUGUCAGCCACUUCAACCUGGUGUCACACGAUACAGUGUCCAUGCCGUACCAGUGGGAGUACCCUUACCUCCUCAGCCUCCUCCCUCUGCUCUGCAGCAGCCUGUCACUGCCAAAGAACAAUAUCAGUUACCUGGUCUUAUCCAUGAUCAGUGCAGGGCUGUUCUCUGUAGCACCACUCAUUUAUGGUGGAAUGGAGAUGUUUCCUGUAGCGCAGCAGCUCUACCGCCAUGGAAAGGCCUACCGCUUUAUUUUUGGCUUUUCUGCAGUGACUGUUAUGUACCUCAUUAUGGUGGUUGCUGUUCAAGUGCAUGCCUGGCAGUUAUAUUACAUGAAAAAACUGUUAGACUCAUGGUUCGACACCACUCAGGAGAAGAAGAAGAAAUAAUGGAACAGAAAGCUGUGACUGGUCAAAACUGUGUUUAUUUCCUAAUUUAUUCAUUUGAUCUACAUCUUAUUCAUGUCUAUUUAUUCAGUCACCAACUAAUUAUUGUUAAAAAUGACACCUACAUGAGUGUUCUCUAACACAAGUACA
This is a messenger RNA of Pungitius pungitius (ninespine stickleback), 835 nucleotides long. RefSeq names its product protein jagunal homolog 1-A-like. The record is from RefSeq and is a predicted model, not a curated record. Bases 137 to 688 code for a protein of 183 amino acids. Gene Ontology annotation, cellular component: endoplasmic reticulum membrane. Gene Ontology annotation, biological process: endoplasmic reticulum organization; vesicle-mediated transport; granulocyte colony-stimulating factor signaling pathway. NCBI's taxonomy places the organism in Eukaryota, Metazoa, Chordata, Actinopteri, Perciformes, Gasterosteidae. The transcript has 3 exons.